This is a messenger RNA of Fusarium poae, 996 nucleotides long. RefSeq lists its product as uncharacterized. Bases 1 to 996 code for a protein of 331 amino acids. Lineage: Eukaryota; Fungi; Ascomycota; Sordariomycetes; Hypocreales; Nectriaceae. The record is from RefSeq and is a predicted model, not a curated record. The transcript has a single exon. Gene Ontology annotation, biological process: secondary metabolic process.
AUGGUCUCAUUCAAAGAUAUCCAAACUUCCAACGCCCUCAUCAACGAUGUCACAGCUCCGCGCAUCGCCGUCUUUGUCGGCGGUACAUCAGGCAUCGGAAAAUUCACCCUCCAAGCCUUGGUCGCAAAAGGAACCAGUAUCAGAGUCUAUCUCAUCGGCAGAGAGAGCGCUCAACAACGCACAGAGACUUUCAUCCAAGAGAUGCAAACUAUAAACCCCAAAGCUGAGAUCAUCUGGGUCCAAGGCGAAGUCUCGCUUCUCGCCGACACAAAGAGAGUGUGCGACGUCAUCAAAAGCAAAGAGAAGAGUGUUGAUCUACUCUUUCUCUCACCAGGCUAUGCACCUUUUACAAACCGGAAAGAUACAUCCGAGGGCUUUGACAUCUCUCAGACUCUGAGAUACCACUCUCGCAUGUUGUUUGUACUGCAUUUACUUCCUCUUCUAAAUGCAGCUGAGAAUCCUAGAGUCAUCAGUGUCUUGGGUGGUGGUAUGGAACGCAAACCUGUCCGACUAGACGACAUCGAUCUCAAGAGAUCGGGGAAUUUCAAUUUCGUUACAGCCCAUACGCAAGCCGUCGACAUGAACACUUUGUUUCUCGAACAUCUGGCCAACGAGAACCCCCAAGUGACGUUCAUUCAUUCCUCUCCUGGCUGGGUCAACACUGGCAACGUCAGAAGGGGUUUGGAUCCUAAUACAAUUCUUGCUUGGGCUAUCUGGCUUCUUCUUGAGCCACUGAUUGCUAUUUUUUCGUUUAGUGAUGAAGAAUCUGGACAGAGAUAUUUGUUUCAAAGCACGAGUGCCGCGUUUGGAGGGAGAGGCACGACAUGGACAGGAAAAGUCGGAGUGAAUUCUCAUGAAGAAAAGAAGAAUGGGCUAUUUCUUGUCACCAGAAAAUGUGACUGUACGCUGAAUUCAAAGACGGUUGGCGUCUUACGAGAGACGGCACAGAAGAGAAUCGUUGAUCAUACCAAGGAAGUUUUGACACCCUUUCUUUAG